This is a messenger RNA of Cucumis melo (muskmelon), 1819 nucleotides long. RefSeq names its product cyanogenic beta-glucosidase-like. The transcript has 13 exons. Gene Ontology annotation, biological process: carbohydrate metabolic process. NCBI's taxonomy places the organism in Eukaryota, Viridiplantae, Streptophyta, Magnoliopsida, Cucurbitales, Cucurbitaceae. The record is from RefSeq and is a predicted model, not a curated record. Gene Ontology annotation, molecular function: beta-glucosidase activity. Bases 4 to 1596 code for a protein of 530 amino acids.
AAUAUGGGAAGAACAAUUCUCUCAUAUCCAAAAAGUAAAUUAAAAAAGAAACAAAGGAUGGCUUUCAUACACAAUAAUGCCUUCCUUAGUUUAGUGUUUCUUCUUCUUUUUCUUGUAGGCCGUUCACAAGCUGAUGCACCAUCUCCACACCAUAUUGAUAUAGUAAAAAGAAGUAGCUUUUCUAAAGAUUUCAUUUUUGGCUCAGCAUCCUCUGCUUAUCAGUUUGAAGGUGCUGCUCAGGAAGAUGGAAAAGGACCAAGCAUUUGGGAUACCUAUACCCACCAACACCCAGAAAAAAUUUAUGAUCACAGUAAUGGAGACAUAGCUAUUGAUCAAUACCAUCGCUAUAAGGAAGAUAUAGCCAUUUUGAAGAAGAUGGGUUUUAAUGCCUACCGAUUCUCAAUGGCUUGGUCUAGAAUUUUGCCAAAGGGAAAACUUAGUGGAGGAGUGAACAAGAAAGGAAUUGAAUAUUACAACAAACUCAUCAAUGAACUACUUGCAAAUGGCAUCCAACCGUAUGUUACCCUUUUUCAUUGGGACACUCCUCAAGCGUUAGAAGAUGAGUACGGAGGCUUUAGGGGACCUCAAAUUGUGAAUGAUUUUCGAGACUAUGUUGAUCUUUGCUUCAAAGAAUUUGGAGAUAGAGUGAAACAUUGGAUCACCCUCAAUGAGCCAUGGAGCUUUAGUAUGGGAGGCUAUGCCCAAGGAGCCAAUGCUCCCGGUAGAUGUUCGUCUUGGCAACCAUAUAAUUGUUCUGGUGGAGACUCUGGCACUGAACCAUACAUCGUUGGUCAUUAUCAACUUCUCGCUCAUGCCGCUGCUGUCAAAGUUUACAAAACAAAAUACCAGGCACAUCAGAAGGGUUUGAUUGGUAUAACAUUAGUGACAGUUUGGUAUGCUCCAUAUUCAAAUAGUGAGGAAGAUAAAAGGGCUGCAAUUAGAGCUCUUGAUUUCAUUCUUGGCUGGUACAUGCAUCCAAUUACAUAUGGAGAUUAUCCACCUGUCAUGAGGGGAUUGGUAAAAGAGAGAUUACCAAAAUUUUCACCAGAAGAAAGUGCUUCCCUUAAAGGAUCAAUUGAUUUUCUUGGAUUAAAUUACUACACAGCUAAUUAUGCUAAAGACAAUCCCAAUGCACCUGGCCCUCAACCAAGUUACUUAACAGAUUAUAGAGCUGAUCUUUCAACUGAUCGCAAUGGAGUUUCAAUUGGUCCUAAGUUUAGUGAAAUAUCUUGGCUUGCUGUUUAUCCAGAAGGGUUGAAAAGUUUAUUAGUCUAUACAAAGACGAAAUACAAAGAUCCAGUCAUCUAUAUCACAGAGAAUGGAUAUCUCGAAAUUGAAGGACCCCCAUUCGAGGAAAUGAUCAUGGACAAGGCUAGAGCCAAAUACCAUCACGACCAUCUUCAUAUGGUUCAUGAAGCAAUCAACAAGGAUGGCGUAAAGGUGAAGGGAUAUUUUGCAUGGUCUGCUUUCGAUAAUUUUGAAUGGGCAAGUGGAUAUGCGGUUCGGUUUGGUUUAUACUACAUUGAUUACAAAAACAAUUUGAAGAGAAUUCCAAAGCUCUCAGCCAGAUGGUUUGAAAAUUUCCUCAAAACUUGAAGAUGACUCAUCUAACAAUUGAUGGUUUCGAAAAUUUCCUCAAAACUUGAAGAUGACUCAUCUAAUAAUCGAAUAAUGAUGCCAUCUUGUUCUCUAUUUUCAUGUGUGUUAGUUGAUUAUAUGUACCAAAAACUGGAGUUCUAUAUUUUCUUAUGCAUCUUCAUCUUCAUGCUCAAUAAAUAAGAAGGCUAUAUAUUUUCAUGAAUAUAUAGUCAUUUUAACA